UAGCUUCGCCACUGAAGGAAAUAUGUUGUUUCCUUGAGUGUACAAAUGUAGCAUAAAUAAAGAAAAUCAUUCCGAAUGCUUUAAACGUUGAGGUUGUGCGAGUUUGGUUAUCAUUCAAGAAGAAAAGCGAUGCGUCUUGGUGAAAAUUAAAUAAUACCGAUUAAAGAUGCAGUCUCAGCUAGCGGCGGCAUUGUUAGGUCAUAAUACUAAUGCGACUUCCGCCGCAAGUAAUUUAGAUGACGAUGAAAACUUUCGCGAGGACGAGCCCGAAGACACUGAAGAAUUCGAUGAGGAAGUCGUGAACGAGAAUGAUAAGCCCAGCGUUAAGGUGGUCGGGAAAGAGUCGAGCAACCGAACUGUCACUUUGCAGAUGCUCCUCGGUGCGGGCAUCUUGAAGCCUGGUGCCGGUGCUAUGACCAUUGAAUACCUGGGGCAAAAAUUCGUCGGGGACCUGUUGGAAGACGGCAAGAUACGCAGUCAGGAGACGGACGUGGUGUUCGCUUCGCCGAGCGCUUGGGCGAUCGCCUGCAAAAGGUUCAUAAAUCCGGACAAAAAGUCCGGCUGCGGUUGGGCCUCCGUCAAAUACAAGGGCAAAAAGUUGGAUGCUUACAAGAAUGUUUGGUACAAGAAGAAAAAGGAGGACGAGAAAAUUGAAUUAGAGAAAGAGAACGCGAAUCUAGAACAAUUAUUACAAAAACAACAGCAACAGCUACAGCAGAGCGCAGCGGCGGUGGCCGCGGCAGCGUCGACCGCUACCAACGAAAUCGCCAUGUUUCAAAGGUUCGUCGUCAAACACAACACCAUCGCUAAUCGCACGAUCACGCACGACGGCAAUACGAUGAUCGAGUGCGUGCCGUUCGCGAGUCUCGGCAAGAUUCCGCCAUUUUUGAUCUCGUUACAUACGAACGCGGUUCUGCUGAUGGACUUUCACUGUCACCUCACCAAGUCCGAAGUGUCCGGCUAUCUCGCCGGCCACUGGGACGUAAAUUCGCAUAACCUGGUAAUUACGCACGCUUUUCCCUGUCGGAACACGAAAGCGGACAGGGCAAAUGCGUCUGCCGUGGAACAGGAAAUUUCGAACACGAUUGAUAGAGAGAAACUGACGCUUGUUGGUUGGUAUCACUCGCAUCCGUUCGCGGCGGCGGCGCCUACACUGCGCGACGUCGACGCUCAGCUGGACUACCAGAUCAAGAUGAGGGGCACGCACGAUAACAGUUACACGCCAUGCAUCGGCGUCAUCAUAUCGCCGUACAACCCCGAAAGCGUCAGCCUAGAGUCCGGCAUCGUCGCGUACUGGGUGGUCCCUCCCCCGGAAACCAAACCCAACGAGUAUGGUCGCCCGAUGCUGAUGUCCUAUAGCGUCGUCCAGGACGUCGCCCUAUCGCCGCACGUCAAAGACGAAAUCGCCAAAUGCGUCACGUAUUACAAAAAAGAGGCGGACUUCGUCGACUUCAGCGACAAGUUCGCGGGCCACGCCCCCUACAUCGACAAACUGAAGACGUCGCUGAUGUCGAAAUUUCCGCGGGACGAGACGGAGACGGCGGUGUGGCGUUUCAUCCGGGAGACCUUGGAGGUGGAGGCGGAAGAAAAAGAAGAGGCGGUGUUGUCGAUACCGAAACCCGGCCAGCAACUGCUGUCGCCAGCUAUUAAUUCUAAUCUCAUUCUACCGACCGACAUAUCGAGCUUGCUGUUCAGUUCGGGUCGUUUCCCCAGCCCGACGAGUCUUUUGGGGUUGCCCGACCCCAUGGCUCACAGUACUCUCGCCGCAAACAACAUGUUCCUUUCUACAAACCUGUUCAAGAUGCAGGAACUGCUGAAACCGUUUUCCUCCUCCUCCUCCUCCUCCGCGUACAAGCAAAAGGCGGAGUCGUCGACCAAGACGUCGAAGUCGUCGGUGCCGUUAAAAAUACCGAACGAGCAAAAGGUCCCGAAGACGACGACGUCAACUUCGUCAGAUUUUUCCAUCGAUUUCAUGCACGGCAAGACCAAGGAAGCGACGUCGUCGGAAUACCUUAAGGGUAUCGGCAAGGCGGCGGGCAAAACGGAUUUUUUCAUGUCGAGCUUGGUGGCGGGCAAGGGGGCGGAUCCCGAGGAGGCGGAGCGGCCGGCCAAAGUAUCGAAGCUCGAUUACGCGAUGGACUUCGGGUACCAAGCGGCCGGGACGGGGGAAGUGGGCGUGGUCGAGUCCGAACCCGACGCCCCGCUCAACCUGACCGGCGACUAAACAUGUUUUAUUUUAUAUGUAAAUAUUUAUGAUGAAAUAUAUCAUCGAUCGUC
Molecule: messenger RNA, 2277 nt
Organism: Cylas formicarius (sweet potato weevil)
Lineage: Eukaryota; Metazoa; Arthropoda; Insecta; Coleoptera; Brentidae
Product: MPN domain-containing protein CG4751
Exons: 7
Coding region: 167-2224 (685 amino acids)
Biological process (GO): double-strand break repair
Cellular component (GO): BRCA1-A complex; BRISC complex
Molecular function (GO): metallopeptidase activity; polyubiquitin modification-dependent protein binding
Source: RefSeq, a predicted model, not a curated record